This is a messenger RNA of Cylicocyclus nassatus, 493 nucleotides long. Lineage: Eukaryota; Metazoa; Nematoda; Chromadorea; Rhabditida; Strongylidae. The record is from the annotation of a GenBank genome assembly.
GUUAUAACUUAGCUAACAGAGUGCGUUUUUUUCAGGUAGACUAACUGAAGAGAAUGAGACUUUUGCUAGUUCUCUUGGCGGUGAUUGUCCUUGCAGAGGGUCGCGUCGCGUAUUGGGAUUUACCCUUUUGUAAGAUGUGCAAAGAUGUGGUCGGCCAGUUGAAAGGACAUGUUGAAGGAGGAGUUAGCGGUCUUACACAGUUUGCAACCAAGUUCUGUGGCAGCGUUCCCCUCAUUGGGGGUAUGUGCAAGAGCAUGAUAGCGGACAAUAUGGAAAAAAUUGCGGCAGAAUUAAAGAGCAACGUCGCGACGGAAAAAAUUUGCAUUCAUAUGCAAAUGUGCUGGUAAAUCCAUAAGAUUUCAAUAAAGACUUCACGCUCUGAUGUUUUAGCAGACACUAAUUCUCAAGUAAUUAAAAAAUUAACUGAAAUGGGAUGAUGAUGUGCAAUUAUGUGAGCAUUCCCACUGUGGAUAUUCUCAGCUAUCACUCGGAU